AACGAAUCCGUUUUGAGUGCACGCUAAACCCCUUCUCUUCUCCCCACCUUCGCAUCCCCUACGUUGCCUGCCUCCACGCCGUCCGUCCACUGAUUCCCGUAGUGUCUCAGCGCACACGCCGUUCGUCCUCUCCAGGUUGUGCCUCCAAGCCGGUCGCCCUCUCCGGUUCCAUCCGUAUCUCUCUCUCCCUCUCCCCUCUGCAAUAAACCGAAUGCCCCUUGUUCGCUCUGCCCCACGCCGUCCCAGCCAUCGCCACGCCACGCCCCGCCACACGCCGCAAGCAGGUUUCCGCACCUCCGUACGUCACUCCUGGACGACUGACCACGAGUUUCCGUUGGCUGACCAUUACCUUCCGCUAUUGCAUUUAACAUCCUUGGAUUCGUCACCGUUGGGGUAGCAAACGAAGGAUCUUUAGGUCCUCCUAUCUAGGAAAGUUAAGUUUGAGAAAAUGAAUCCGUUUCCCAAACAACCUUUGUUUUGCCUGAAAUUUCCUUGGGACAACCAUCAAAAUCCAAGAAAUGCCAACAUCUGCAGCUUUGAGGGUCCUUGGAUAUUCAAAUCCUUGCAUAGUCUUGGAUCUGUUGCUUUCAAUUUUGUCAGCUCCGUUUCAAAAUCCUCGUAUCCAUGGAUGCGUACCUUUAAGCCUUUCCAAUUGGAUGCUGGAACCAAUCAAAGUCAGAGUUUGAAGUCAAGAAAGAUCUUGACUCCUGAAGAGCAAGGAGAGGCAGAGCAAAGAGCGUUUGCUGCAGCUUUGGCAACUGGGAAAGAGGCUACAGUGAUGGAGUUUUACUCACCAAAAUGCAGACUCUGCAAUUCUUUAGUUAAUUUUGUUUCCGAGGUGGAGGGCAGAAACUCAGAUUGGCUCAACAUUGUCAUGGCAGAUGCAGAAAAUGAGAAAUGGUUGCCUGAGCUUCUUCAUUAUGAUAUCAGAUAUGUUCCUUGCUUUGUGCUGCUGGACCAGAAAGGGAGGGCACUAGCCAAAACUGGCGUUCCAAGCAGUCGUUUACAUGUAGUAGCGGGUCUCUCACAUCUUCUCAAAAUGAAACGUUCCCAGAAAAAUAAUCACUAGAUUUAGUUAGCAUUGUGCCCAUUUGAACAAAAAUUUUGUAAGCAGCAUGUAAUGUUUCCAAGUGAUUGGAAUAAAGAUAGUGAGGGGGUCUAUUGAUGCACUUCUAUAUUGUAAAUGAACUUAGAAGAAUCAUCAGUGCAUCUUUCUACAUGGUUGGAUGCAGACAA
Molecule: messenger RNA, 1236 nt
Organism: Carya illinoinensis
Lineage: Eukaryota; Viridiplantae; Streptophyta; Magnoliopsida; Fagales; Juglandaceae
Product: thioredoxin-like protein HCF164, chloroplastic
Exons: 3
Coding region: 449-1069 (206 amino acids)
Biological process (GO): cell redox homeostasis
Source: RefSeq, a predicted model, not a curated record